AUGGAGAAUUGGUUGGGCUUAAGUGAGGAGCACUCGAUGAAGAGUAUGGUUGCUUUUCUUUGUUGGCAGAUUUGGAAGGCGCGUAAUGCUUGGGUGUUUGAGCAAAAAUGGUGGGAUGCAAUGGAGAUAGUUAGACUUGGAGAAGCUCACUGUUUUGAAUUUUUAAAUUGUAAUGUUGCUCCUUUUGCUACUAUGAGAUCACACUGUUCAGGGCAAAAUAGUUAUGGGAAUCCUAUUAGGUGGCAAGCUACUCCAGUGGAUGUGAUUAAAGUUAAUACUGAUGCAUCAUUUUGUAAAGUAUUAUGUGAGACUGGAGGUGGAAUGGUUCUGCGUGAUCAUAGGGGAAAUGUGUUGCAAUUGGCAUCUUUUUUCUUUCAAGGAGUUUCAGAUCCGUUAGUGGCUGAAGGUUUGGUGCGUCGAAAUGUUAUGGACCAGGUUAUUCGAUGUGGUUACAGUCGUAUUGUGUUUGAGAUUGAUGCAAAGGUCAUCGUCAAGGCUGCGAUGUUAGAUGGGUCUUCAUCUCUUUUACUUAGCCCUCUAGUAGAAGAUAUCCGUGAAUGA
Cornus florida is the source of this 561-nucleotide messenger RNA. RefSeq lists its product as uncharacterized. NCBI's taxonomy places the organism in Eukaryota, Viridiplantae, Streptophyta, Magnoliopsida, Cornales, Cornaceae. The coding region runs from base 1 to 561 and encodes 186 amino acids. The transcript has a single exon. The record is from RefSeq and is a predicted model, not a curated record. Gene Ontology annotation, molecular function: RNA-DNA hybrid ribonuclease activity; nucleic acid binding.